Messenger RNA from Puccinia graminis f. sp. tritici CRL 75-36-700-3, 2827 nucleotides. RefSeq lists its product as uncharacterized. Gene Ontology annotation, biological process: mRNA cis splicing, via spliceosome. Gene Ontology annotation, cellular component: precatalytic spliceosome. Bases 1 to 2640 code for a protein of 879 amino acids. Lineage: Eukaryota; Fungi; Basidiomycota; Pucciniomycetes; Pucciniales; Pucciniaceae. The record is from RefSeq and is a predicted model, not a curated record. Gene Ontology annotation, molecular function: nucleic acid binding. The transcript has 9 exons.
AUGUUGAGGGGAAGGCUCAAAUCACCAAUUCCGACGCAGACGAGCUUACGCGGGGGGACAGGACUGGUGAAAGGCCAUGUGACAGCCGAUCGCUCGCACCACCAACCACAUGACCCAGCUCACUCCUCCUGGCUCGCCCCUCCCAGUCCACCUCUUCUCAAGAAAUUACUUCCUCAAGCAUCAGUUCCCAACCAAUACGAAGCAUCGGCACUCAACAACCUCGCUCGACCCUUCGGAGAAUCAGCUGCUCAAAUCUCUUGGUCGUUCGUCCAAGGAUUCGGUAGUCCGAUGAGUUUCAAAUUCGGCGCCUUCUCUGGCUCUUCCGCAGGUGGAAAUCCCUCAUCGUCAAUCGGUGGAGGAGGUGGGCUCUACGCUGGUAUAUCUCUCGGUGGAUCGACCCCAGCCAAGAAAAACACGGAUGAGCCUGCCGAAAAGUCCACCGCCGACUCGGCUCAACCAGCAACGGCGGCAUUAGACCCAAGCAUAGAUAGCCCUAAUGUCGAUCAGGACGAGCGAUCGGCCAACACUGAUAACUCAAAGGACGAUACCAAGAAAGAUGACGAAAAGUCCAAAGCAUCAGCUUCUUCAUGGUCUUCUUCCCUUCGAUUCGCGCCGGUGAUCCGAAAACAACCUGCAAAGUCCACUACCAAGCCUUUCGCCGUACCGUUCUCUGCUACGGUUUCAGUCACCACCAAGUCCGGUCUCGCCGCUACUGCCUUUGCACCUGAUGACGAGCACGAGGUCGCACCAAGUAAUUCAACCAGUCGGACCAUGCACAUUCCUGGACGUGCCAAGGCGGCUCUCAACGCACCAGCACCAGCAGCUCAGACCUCAAAGGCCCCCAGUGUAUUUGCUCGCAAAGGUGGAUUUCUCGCUGCACAUGCCCCCGAGCGGAUUCCUGGAAGCUCCAACACUUCUGGCGCGUCCGCUGGUACUCUCAGCACAUCAACUGCCAUUGAGAAAGUUGACUCCAGUAUUCCAGGUUUCAAACACUCAUUUCCAGCGAUGCUUGCCCAAACAACAACAUUGAAAGGACUAGUGCCGUCCAAUAACUCUGGAAAUCCUAAUAAGCUCCUGAAAAAGAAACUGGAACAACCUCCUCCUCUCACCUUACCCGACGAUGAGUUUGGGACAGGUGGAGGUGGCGAUGUGAAUGGAUUCGCACAGUCAGAAGCCGGUCGAAAACUGGCCCUCAGGGCUGCUAGAAACUCCAAAAAAUCCAAGAAGAAGGGAAAAACCCGUGAAGUAGACCCCGCUAUCUUGUUCAUGGAGGAUUAUGAUCCGGCCCGACCUAAUGAUUACAAUGAGUGGAUGAAUUUUAUCAAGCGCCGGCGAGAAGAGAGACGCGAAGCCUUACGACUUGAACGCCAGCGUCAACAGCGGCAAGAACGUGAAGAAAUGUCUGAAAGUUCCUACUACAGCUCUGAUGAUGAUGGUAGCGGCAGUGAUGAUGCCAGAGCGGCCCCUCGAGGCAACUUUUUUGCACCUCCUGCAGAAUACCAUGAACCUAGCGCGAAGGAUGAGGAUAACCAACGACCUCCCUCUGCAGGACCACUCCCUUCCAUUGCACGCGCUGAAACUGGAGAUGAGGCUUACGCUCGUCGAGUAGCUUUGUCUCAAGGCAUUCCCCAUAACCCCCCACAGCAUGUAACAGGCACUGAAAUCAGCAUGGCCGAGUCGGCUACAUCGAUAGAGGCACCGCCAACCAGCGCUGCGCCAAUUGUAUCGGUUGCUGAUGCACAGGCUCGUGCAAAGUUGAUUGCGGAACGUCUCCAAAGAUUAAGAGACUCUAACAAUGAAGCAUCCGGUGGCUCCCCAGCAUCAGGCAACGAUACAUAUGAAAUUCCUUCAUUCGUACCGCCCCAACCAGCACCCCAUCCGCCCCCGACACUGUUAGAGGCCCAAGCUAAAGCCAAAGUGAUUGCAGCCAAGCUUGCAGCUCUCAACGGUAUGAAAUCUUCAACAUCCGGUACUGCUGGCGUGCCACACGCACUUCCGCAAUCCAACCAAGAAUCUGCCCCGUUGGGACCAACCACUGAGGCACCAAACAAGGCUCCUGGUCAGCCCGACUUCGCCCGGCGAUUGAUGGAUAAGUACGGUUGGAAAGAAGGACAAGGAUUAGGUGCCAAUGAAUCAGGUCGAACCAGCAUCUUGACGGUAGCAGCAGGUAGCUCAGGACCUGGUGGCAACAAGAAGCGCAAGGAGAAUCCUGGGGAUUCUGCCAUGGCAGGGCCCACGGGACCGCACAAAAUUGGAUCGAUGGCCAAGGGGAGAGGUGUGGUGAUUGAUGAUGCGAAAUCCCAGAGAGAUUUAGAGGAGAAGAUCCGGUAUGGGGAGCCGACCCGGAUCGUCUAUCUGACUAAUGUCGUAGCGGUUGAUGAGGUGGAUGAUGAAUUGGCAACAGAAAUAGCUGAAGAAGCAAGGAAACACGGAAUCGUCGAACGAUGUUUUGUUCGUAUUGUUCAACGAGAAGAUAUAGAUGAUCCCUCAGAGAAAGUGCGAGUGUUUAUCCUGUAUUCUGGACUUGUUGGAGCCUGGAAAGCAGUCAAAACGUUUGAUGGUCGAUUUUUUGGUGGACGAAAUAUUCGUGCCAGAUUCUUUUCGGAGAAUUCUUUCACCUUAGGUGAUUGGGACGCUUGAUUGUCUGUUGAUACAAAGGCUAUUUUCUUUUCCUUUUUUUUAAUAUUCAUUGUCGGUGAAAAGCAAUAUCAUGCGAGUUGUUUUUUUUGUCCGGAUACCCUAUCUCCAUUCUCAUAUGUAGAUAACACCCUUUUUGCAAUUGUGAUGCCAAUGUGGCGAGACUGAAUUAAAACAAACUUCAUUUUCC